GCCACCUCCCCUGGCGCACGCGCGGUGCGGGCCGGCGCCGUGCGAGAUGGAGGAGUCGGGGUCCCGCGGGCCGGGGCUGCGCUCGCUCAAGACGAGGGAGGUCUCCAGCGUCGCCUUCAACAAUCACAGCCCCCGCGCCGUCCUCCCGGUCUGGGUGGACUUCGAGGGCGAGCCCAUCUUCUACCCGGUGCUGGAGCCGCGCACCGGGCGGAUGAUGCACAGCUACCGGGGUCACCUCUGGUUGUUCCGGGACGCAAAGACAAAGGAUGGGCUCCUCGUCAACCAGCAGGAGCUGUUCGUAGCAGCCCCCAACGUGAACAGAGCGGACAUCACGCUGCCAGGUGUACUGGGAGCAGCACUGUGUGUUGGAGGCGGCAGCUGCCCUUGUGACCAGGUUGUCUGUCUAUUUUUGACUCCAGUGUUCACCCUGAAAGAGAGAUGUCUCCAGGUUGUUCGCAGUCUGGUCAAACCAAUGGACUACAGGAAACUGGACAUUGUUCGAUCAUUGUACGAAGAGCUGGAAGAUCAUCCUGAUAUUAGGAAAGAUCUUCAUCGGCUUUCCCUGGAGAGAAGCGAAACGCUGAUGAACGGAAUGCUGGAAUAACACGAUUCACUCCAGGCUCUUUAAACAGCAAAGCGCAGAGUUGAGGCUAGGAUGGUCACCAUGAAACCUGCCAAGAACUAACAUCUGUAUUUGAAAGUUCUGAAACAUAAACUCAGUUAAAUUGUGGAAAACCUGCCGUGCUGGAAGGGCAGAUCCACAAGGCCACCCAGCAGGCAGAAGCUCGCCCGGUUGCUGCUAGUUUAGAGCCGUCCUUCGUUACGCGUGUUGCAGCCCGAUGACUGGGAGCCUUGCGGGGGUCAAGGUCAGAGGAGUUUUAUUUGGGCAAUCUCAGAACACUGCAGAGGGGUGUAACAUCAGGUCAUCUCUGGAGGGCAUGCAUACAGAUGAACUGCCUCUGUAUUAGAACGUGAAUUGCACCGAGGAUUGGUUUAAUCCAGGCACUAGUGACUGUAAGUGGCAGACUAUCACCAGUUUUGAUUGCAUCAUUUAUUUUUGGAUGGAAUUCCACUCUCUCACACUUAGCCUAGAUUUGCCUGUGAAUUGCAAAGCAGGGGCUGUUUGCGUAUGUGAGCGUUUCCAUUGCCAGCUGCUGAGGACCUGACCUGAAAUGUCACGUUGGUGGAAAGAUGACACAUGCAAAUGCUUGGGGGUUUUUCUGCAUCUAUAAACCUGUGUCAUAUCCACACUGAGGCUGACACAUUUUUACUCAGAUCAUACCUUGAAUGCCUUAUUUGUCCUUCAUGAUUGGGUUCUUGCUUAGUUGAUCUCAAGGUGAUACAAACUAGUGAGCCAUAUAGACCUGAGCUGUGGGACACCUUCCUCUUCUGCAUCUGCCUGUACAGACAUUCCAGGUAGUGUUUCUAGAAUGCUCUGGCUCUUAGCUUUUCCCACUGCAGUGCAGUGGUUCAGAGUGUCAUGGGAGGCCUUUUCAGGGAGCACGGACCACUCAAACUGCUUGUGUCUCCUAUGGAACAGACAGCAGGCUGUCUCAGCUCUUACAGGCCUGUUGCUAGAUCAGCUCUCAGACAGACCCAUGGCUCAAAGACAUUCAGAAACGACAUUUCUUUAUAUUCCAUGUCCCUCAUACUUCAAUGUACACAGGUAAUUCAAAGCAGCGUAGUUUUUGGCAGAUACUUGUCCACCAAAUAACAGAUGAAGUGGAGUUCAAUGUUAGAUGGGAAAUCAUAGCAGGUUAUUUCUGUGGCCUAUGUUUCUUUCCAGUUAUAUAUUCUGUGAAACACAACUGUGAAACUGAGAACAACAUGUUCUGUAACGAUGAAGUAUCUCCCUUUUUUGCAGACUUGAUUUUCUUACAUAGUUGAGCUGUAUUAAAUGAUAUUUCCAUAAAAA
Messenger RNA from Colius striatus (speckled mousebird), 1915 nucleotides. It is a transcript of the gene VHL, whose product is annotated as von Hippel-Lindau tumor suppressor. Bases 47 to 604 code for a protein of 185 amino acids. The transcript is spliced from 3 exons. Lineage: Eukaryota; Metazoa; Chordata; Aves; Coliiformes; Coliidae. The record is from RefSeq and is a predicted model, not a curated record.